UACUAGUAGUAUAAGCGAACAAUUAGUGCUAAUGAGGUCAUUAUCUAAUGACCGCUGCAACUUUCUCUUAAUGACCGCUACACUUUGGCCGCUACAAUUUUGCUAUAUGUCAUACAAUAUAUAAGACCAAAGAAAAUUUAGGAAAAUAUUCAGUGUUGUUCUCGUGUUUGUUCUUGAAGAAGACGUCUUGGUGUAUUGUGAAAUUAAGAUGCCUGGAAAACGUGUAUCUUCUAUGCCAUUGAAAAAAUCAUCUCCGAAGCGUUUUAAAGCCCCAGGUGAUGGUGGAUGUGUAGAAGAAGAGGAAAUUAGUGAAUUUACCAACCUGCAACCCUCAACAUCUAAGGCAACAGAAUCAGUGAAUGCUUUAAAAAGACGCCUCCCUAACUUCGAAGAUGGUCCUUUAGAUACACUUGUAAAUCAAAUCGGUGCUGGUCAAAUUGACGAUAAUGAAGUCUUUGAAAAUUUUGCUGAUGAAUUUAACUUUAUUAAUAAAAAUGGAGAAAAUGAAUCAUUCAUAAAAAAGUUUAAUACAUUAGCGAGACGUAUGAGGUUUUCCUUUAAAGAUAAUGCGCCGGAGAAUCCAAUUGAAUGGAUGCAAAAUGCAAUUGAAGAACUGUUGGCGCACAUUUUUAGAGGAUUUUCAAGUGAUGACUAUGUCGGCUUAGUUCUCGAAAAUGAAGAAUUCCCCGAGCGACCUGUUUACAUUUCCUUCCGCAAAUUAUCCCAAUAUAAUGUCGCAAUGGUGAUGGAAACUGUAGGAAAUGUUCUUCAGAGCAAUCGUGCGUUCUUUGUUAAUGAUCGUUUAUCGAUACGGGUGGACAGGGUGGCUUUACCUGUGGGAAAAGGAUUUCGUACCGCCACCGAUGGAUUAGCCAAUGUGUGUGUGUGUGUGUCGCGCCCGUCCCCGCGCCGCCGCCACCCCGUCCCGCGCCCGUUCCCGCGCCGCCGCCACCCCGUCCCGCGCCCGUUUCCGCGCCGCCGCCCCGUCGUCCGCGCCGCGCCCCGUCCGCGUCAUGCUGGUGAGUAACGAGAUAUAAGGAAAGAAAGAAAAAACAUGGAUCUUGCAAAGUCUUUAUUUAUUCAUGAAAUAUUUGUUAAACAUUUUGUUGCAUAGUUUGUCAUUAUUGUGAAAAUCUUUGUUAAAUAACUUUAGAAAAUCAUCAACAGAAUUGCCUAAUGCGUAGUUUAAAAGAAAUAAAGUACAGUAUUUGCCACAGACGGUUGAAGAAAAAUCUUGAAUUUGAGAAAUAUUGUAAGACCACAUCAUAGCAUUUUUUCUAAGAAAUUUUAAAAUAUUCGGAGGCGGCUGAUUUCCAAAACUAUCAAAGAAGUAUGCGAAACCAAAUUUAUCAAUGUAAACAGCCAUCCAAUGACUACCCGGGAGGUAAUCAGGGUCUCUGUUGAUAAUAACCAUAGAGGGUCUGGUGAUUAGGACAGGUAGAGUGUUAUACGCAGAAACAAGAACGUGGUGUCUUUUCUUCCGAGAGAUCAUCUCCAGACACGUUUUGAGUUGUAAAGUAUUCAUUGUACCAACUAGCCAAGUUUUGUACGUUUUGAACAGCGCACACCGAAUCGCUGAUUAUAUGAUUCACACAACAAUUCGUAUCAAAAUGUUCUCUCAAGUAACGAAGCGAUGGACACUCUAAAUCUUCAAUGUUUACAAUUUGACUUUUUGGUAAACGUUUCAAAAGUAGACGCUUCUUAUCUAUUCCUUUCACGUAUAUACACUUUGAAUUUUUCGUAGUUUCAUUCAAUAUUUCAGACAACUUUUCGUAGUCGUAAUUACCGCAGUUCCAAGAAAGCCCGUGAAAGUUAUUCGUCAACCAAUCGGCUUGCUUCUGAUAACGAUGCGGUAAGGUUGAAAGAUCAUCGGGUGGUUUAAACAAAAAGAUGUCUGGUGCGCUUUUGUUCGUAUUAAAUACAGCUAAUUCUUUUAUGGUUAAAGUUUCGGUACAAUUACCGUAAUUGAACCCUUGAAAAUCCACAAACACAACCAUUUCGGAUGACGGGUAAAAUGAAAGUAGCAAAUUUUUCAUUUGUAAUAGCAAUUUAUUUAUCACUUAUAUAAAUUUAUCAACUACUAUAAUCUACAAUUACAUUACGUUUUUUAUCAAUUUCUAUUACACUAUCAAAUUCACCAUACACUAAACAAUUGACAGUUUCUGUAAGAGCAGUGUUAAAACCAACUUCUAUUCGUAAACUUCCGUUCUUUAUCAAAUUCCAUGAAAGAGCAUUAUGCGAUGAUAAGUCAGGUGUCAAAUCAAAAACAGCUAUUGAAUAUCCAUCAGCAUAAUUAUCACGUGAAAUCCCAUUUCCAGUGUUUAGAAAAUGUAUACCAGUACCAGAAAAUAAUGUGUGGUACAUUGAAACAAAUUUCUUAUUUGGACCGAUAAAUGUAGGUUGUAAGGGUUUACUAGGAAUUUGGUUACCAUCCACGUACAAGGAUAGAUAGUUUAAACCAAAGUUUUCGAAAUUAAAUGGAUUUAAGGAAUAAUCACCGUUAAAUGCUUUAUUUGUCACAAAGCACAAUGCACAUCUUUUUGGAAGUUGGCCCAAAUAAACAUUAUCCAAUGAUUUUCCUUGUACUCCUUGCGGUAUAGUCAAAACCUUUAAUUCUGUUCGCGUAAUUGGAUAUUUUGCAGUUGAAAGCUCUAAAGCCUUUGCAUGCGCAAGUAAUACGCUUGGAUUUAUCCGAUUUCUUCUAAUCAUUAGAGUUGCAUCAGUAAUUUGAAUUUUUCCAUUAAGAUUAUUUGAUGACAUCAAUGCAAAACUAUCACGAGAACGUACAAAUUUUAAUCUCAUUUCUACACCGUUGAUUAAAAAUUUUUCUUGAUUAAAUAUAUCACAAUUUAAGUGACCAAUAAGAUCGACUUCUUUACUCGUCGACGUUAGUUUGAGUCUAUUGGCGAAUCCACUGUUCUCAUUGGUUACUACAUUCAUUUUGCCUGCCGUAUCGGCGUACCAUAAUCCACAAGUUAAAUGGGAAUUCUUCGCCCCUGAGUCAUAAUUUAAAAGUGUCUCCAAAUAACAUUUAUAAGCGUAUGUAUUAUUUGGUGGUGAAAUCAGUUUUUGAUUUAGGUAUACAUCAACUUGACUAAACAUUGAGUGGAGAAUAUUAUUAACUGGACCAAUUGUAUCUUCAGCGGUAUAAUUACUACCGUCAUCUUUGCAUAUUUUAAUACAAAGUGAAAGUAAAGUUUGCGAUAAAUCUAUAUAGUCUUCACCACCUGGUAUUACAAAUUCUAAAGGACUAUUUUCAGAUAUACUAGAUACAGUUUUGUAAUGAACCCAUUGACCGCUUUCGAUGCUUGUUUGAGUUGGCGGUAAAGCAAAAAGAUCCAAUUCACUUUUCGCGCACUCACAACUAUGAGGAUGUAAAAACGACAUUCUAGCUAAAGAUAUCUUGAUGUUUAAUAACUGAACUCGUUUUACACUUCUUUGCAGAACGACGUGAAGAACUAUUCUGACUUUUAUUUUGUACUAGCCUUCUUUUUAUAGAUCCAGAUCCUACCAAGUUGUCUAAUUUAUCUUGAGCUUUUCGUUUCAAAUUUUCAACUGACUCAUUUACACGUGUCUUGAAUGCAUCCUUUACAGGCACCUCAUUAACAAUGUCGCCAAGAAAAUUUGAACCAGUGCGUAGUGUUUCCUUACCAAUUGUUUUAACACCACUCUUUAUUAACGGCAUUACCGUACGAAAAAGUCCCCGUAAAAAACUACCAAUACCAUAACCCUUUUGGUAACUAAUUCCUUUGUAAAUAGCACCUACACCUGAACCAGCUUGAUUGAUGUAGUAAUCGUGAUAAUGACAUGAAGGCAUUACGAAAUUUUUUUAAAAUGAAGUUUAACGCACACUGUUCCAAACUGAAAUGGCACUUUCUCACCAGUUGCACUUCUUAUAUCAAUUUCAAUGUUUUCAAAUUCCCUUUUCAACAGAGGCACGUAAUGCGGAUGCGAAAAUAAUUGCGUAUGAUGUGUACCGUAAAUGUAGUGUUUAUUAUCGAUAACAACGAUUCGAAUUACUUUUGCCAUUAUAUCGCCCACCAAUUGUGGUUCAAUUAUAUCACUGUAUACGAAAAGUUGUGAAGGCAAACCCAACAUAAUGUUUGCUGGAUGUGUUGAAGUUUUACUCAGUACAUUUGUAUCCGGUUGAAAACCUAAUUGUAGACUUAAUGUCGGUGAAAAUGAUAGACUUGUCAGAUAUUUGCUACUGCUUGUUACAGUUACUCUUUUUGAACCAUCAUUUAAUCUGAACUCAACAUUAUCUUUUACUAAAACUCUUACCGAGUUUAGAGCAUCCACAAUAGAUUCGAUCGUUUCGUAGUUACCAGCUUCAAGCUUAGUCUUAUAUUUCGUCAUAAUUACAUCGUGUUCAAAUGUGAUCGUUUUCAUUUUAAGAUCGCGCAUGAAUUCUUUCGAAGACUUGUAUUUCCUUCUUCGAACCUGAUCAUCGAUCCAUGUCGCAAAACGGGGAUCUUUAAACAAUAUGUCAAUGGCUUUUUCACCUUUUUGCAUAAUCGCCGAUAAACUAAAUUCAA
Tribolium castaneum (red flour beetle) is the source of this 4535-nucleotide messenger RNA. RefSeq lists its product as uncharacterized. Bases 209 to 1027 code for a protein of 272 amino acids. The record is from RefSeq and is a predicted model, not a curated record. NCBI's taxonomy places the organism in Eukaryota, Metazoa, Arthropoda, Insecta, Coleoptera, Tenebrionidae. The transcript has 7 exons.